ACCUCUCCUACUCCUUACGAUUCCUUAACCUCCUUAUACUCCAUAUAAUUUGCAUCCUGACAUGCUCUUUGACCCUUCCACCGCGGACCACUUGAAACCAUGGCUAACGAAAACUUUAGAACCAAUAUGCGAUGCUGAGCCAGGCGCCCUGGCCGACUAUAUAUUGGCCCUUCUCAAACACAAUGCUCCGGAGAUUGAAUUGCGGAAGGAAUUGGCUUCGCAAUUGGACGAGUUUCUCGAAAAAGAAGGACCGUCGUUCAUCGAUAUGCUGUUCACAACCCUGCGCACAAAGUCAUACCUUCCAUAUAGCACAUCAUCCCCACCCAGCUCUUCUCAUGCUCCAGUCGACAACGGCAUCCCCAUCCCUCUUGAUGCUUUUAUGUCCCCCUCCAUGUCUACGUCACCAGAACGAGGCCGAAAACGCAACAUGGAGUAUGAUGACCGCGAUGGUCGGCCAGCGAAAGGCCCACGACUAACCCACGAUGGACAAUACGCCGGUUAUCCAAGGGGACACGACAAUUGGAGCAACGGAGGCUACGGAAGGGGCGGUAGAGGACGUGGAGGUGCGUAUGGCGGAGCAGACAUGGGUAUGGAUGUGAACAUGGGCGGGAUGGGCAUGAAUGGGAGAGGACAGCAGCAAUAUCGUCCACCAGAUCAGAAGAAGGGAAUCUGCCGGGAUUAUCACAAUAACGGCUAUUGUGCUCGCGGAGCUUACUGCAAGUUCAGUCACGGCGAAGAUGCCUUCGUCCCCGGCCAAAUUUUCCCAAUGAAUGCCCCUCAGAUGACGGGCGGGAUGUUCAUGCCCCCGUUCGCCAAUGGAGGCAUGGGAUUCAGCUCGGGCAAUGGUCCUGCAGCUGCGUACGAUCCUCAUGAGGCUCACCUGGACAUGCGGCCGACGGCGAAUCUUAACAUCGACGUACACCCCCCACGUCCGCCCAUUAUGCCCCGCGUCAGGGGAGAAAAUGGAGACACAAAGGUGCCUCUUCAGACGUCAGGGGAACUGCCGGUCAUUCAGGAUCUCACGCCGCGCGAACCAAAAGAUGAGAACGCUUCGCAACCGAAUGGAUCGUCCGCCGCUCCAGGACCGAGCAGGGAGGGUAUGACUAACGGGGUGGUGUACCCUCUACCUGCCCCACCCUCAUUUCCCGUCAAAAUGGAGGUUGACAUGGACACCAGCGGUCAAUCGGCACCUCUUCAUCAAACACCACGAGGAAUGCGUCCAAUGCGCAUUGGACGCGGACGCGGGAGCCGGCCGGGAACCUUCAACGGAGAUGUACAGCGGUUCCGACCAGAGAGACGGAAUGACAAGACGCUUGUAGUGGAGAAGAUACCGGAGGACAAGCUGUCGCUCGAAACCGUCAAUGGGUGGUUUAAGCAAUUCGGCACGGUGACGAACGUCGCAAUCGAUGCGUCGAGUGCCAAGGCGCUCGUCAGUUUCUCCACACAUGAAGAGGCACACGCGGCAUGGAAGUCAGAGGAGGCCGUAUUCAACAAUAGAUUCGUCAAGCUGUUCUGGCACCGGCCACUAGAGGGUCACGGACAAACGGGACAGCGUAUGUUAGCCGCUUCGGCACCCCUUGUGGCAAACAUGGCGUCAAGGGACUACCCAGAAGCCGUCUCGGCAUCGACUGGACCAUCAGUGUCUGCCGAGGUUCCAUCUCCUUCAUUGUCGACGCAUCCUGCUCCCGCGGCCCACGCUCGAAAAGCUUCCACAGUCUCGUCCGCUACUGUCUCAGCCCUUGCUGCUAAGCAGCAUUUGCUUGAACAGCAGAUAGCAGAGCAGAAGUCUCUCAUGGACAAGCUGUCUACUGCGUCCCCCGCAGAAAAGAAAGAGAUUUUGACCCGGUUACGCAAGCUAGGCGAGGAAAUGAAGCCUGCAUCUGCGCCCGUAUCGGCCGCAACAGUGCCUUCGACGUCGACAACUGGCAAGCGACCGUCAAUCUCUACGACUCGUUCAGAAGAUCACGAGCAGAAAGAGCGCGCGCGAUUGGACAAGGAGCUCGAAUUACAUUCGGCUGCGCUUGCCUCAGAUGGCGGCGAAGACACCACGGAAUCCUUAAAAGAGAAGCUAGCGAAACUCAAAGCAGAAGCUGCUAGCCUCGGUAUCGACCCUGCCACAGAGACUGCAUAUGGUUCUCCGUAUCGAGGAUACCGUGGUCGCGGACGAGGCGCACGGAGUUACUAUCGUGGCGCAAUGCGCGGGGGGCCUCCUCGCUCCAGCAUGAAACUAGACAAUCGUCCCAAAAAAUUGCUCGUCAAGGACGUCACUGCAGAUUCACUUCAGGCAGUGCGAGACUGGUUCGAGACAACAGGCCAGGUCGAUUCCAUCGAUCAUAUGGAAAGUGGCGACGUAUUAGUCUCGUUCAAGAGCCGCAGUGGGGCUGAGCAGGGUUUUGCGAAAGGCAACAACAUAUCUCUCGCCGGUCAAAAACAGAUCUUUUGGUUCGCUGGCUCGCAACCCACCCAGCCGUCCGCCUCAAAGCCCAUGCCUUCGACGGCUGCAACGCCUGAAUCGAGCUCAUCCAUGCGGCACGAACUGAACGUUGCUCAUCGGCCUGGCCCUGAGCCACUCGAUAUUGACCCUGAAGAGGAGAUGAUUGUCAGUGGGUGGGGUGGUGACGGCGAGGAUGAGGACGGUAUGGGGAUGCUCUGACGCGGAGGCGCGUAUCUGAUGUGCGAGGCCUUCAUGCCGUGAAUUUCUUUAUUUUGUACUUUUCCUGAGCUCUCGUCAGCUGCAUAAGCAAGGAUUGUGCUUUGCGCUUUGGCGCCUUAUUGUU
Heterobasidion irregulare TC 32-1 is the source of this 2777-nucleotide messenger RNA. RefSeq lists its product as uncharacterized. Gene Ontology annotation, biological process: mRNA processing. The transcript is spliced from 6 exons. Lineage: Eukaryota; Fungi; Basidiomycota; Agaricomycetes; Russulales; Bondarzewiaceae. The record is from RefSeq and is a predicted model, not a curated record. Bases 62 to 2653 code for a protein of 863 amino acids. Gene Ontology annotation, cellular component: nucleus. Gene Ontology annotation, molecular function: RNA binding; metal ion binding.